GGGGCCGGUGUUACUUGUUACUUAUAGUGAUAAACAUUUUGGCUCUAUUAGUCUAUUAUGAACACGAGUAUUAUGAGCGUCGUGAACUACUUAGGACCACAGAAUAGAAUAAGACUCAUUAGUUAUUAAGUUUUGAAUUUGAAAUUUUGAACAGAUAAUAGUGAAUUUCAAUACACUUUAUUUCAAAACAAUGGUUAUUAGCAUAGGAUUCGAAGGUAGUGCAAAUAAAUUAGGAAUUGGAAUCGUUAGAGAUGGUGAGGUGCUGGCGAAUUGUAGAAGAACAUACAUAACUCCGCCCGGUGAAGGAUUUUUACCCCGAGAAACAGCACAACACCACCAAAAUAAUAUUGUAUCGUUAUUAGAAGAAACAAUCGAAACAUCUGGUAUACAACCGGAACAGAUCGAUAUUGUAUGUUUCACAAAAGGUCCUGGAAUUGGUAAUCCUUUGGUUAGUGUUGCUGCUGUGGCACGUACUGUUGCUCAACUUUGGAACAAACCUUUAAUACCUGUUAACCAUUGUAUUGCACAUAUAGAAAUGGGACGCUUAAUAACUGGUAGUGACAACCCUACUGUUUUAUAUGUUAGUGGAGGGAAUACUCAAGUCAUAGCUUAUUCUGGGAAUUGUUAUAGAAUAUUUGGUGAAACAAUUGAUAUUGCUGUUGGAAAUUGCUUAGAUCGAUUUGCAAGAGUUUUAAAAUUAUCCAAUGAUCCUAGUCCUGGUUACAAUAUUGAACAAAUGGCUAAAAAAGGUAAAAAAUAUCUUAAAUUACCUUAUGUGGUAAAAGGUAUGGAUGUAUCAUUCUCUGGUAUAUUAUCUUAUAUAGAAGAAAAAGCACAAACAUUGUUGUCAUCUGGUGAAUAUACUCCUGAAGAUUUAUGUUUUUCACUUCAAGAAACUCUUUUUGCAAUGUUAAUAGAAACAACAGAAAGAGCAAUGUCUCACUGUCAGUCAAAAGAAGUAUUAAUAGUUGGAGGUGUUGGUUGUAAUGAAAGAUUACAAGAAAUGAUGAAAAUUAUGUGUGAUGAAAGGAAUGCAAUAUUAUAUGCUACUGAUGAAAGAUUUUGUAUAGACAAUGGAGUAAUGAUAGCUCAUACUGGAACUUUAAUGCAUAAUAGUGGAUAUAAAACUAUAUGGGAAGAUACAUUUUGUACUCAAAGGUUUAGGACAGAUGAAGUUGAAGUUACAUGGAGGUCAUGAAAAUGUGUUAAAGCAUUUUUUUUAUAUACACUACAUUAGAUUUUAUGUUACACCAAUAACCAAAGUAUUCUUGCUAAAACGCAAACUAAUAAAGCAAAUACAGGCCAAAUUGAGUACAUAUCA
Molecule: messenger RNA, 1321 nt
Organism: Rhopalosiphum maidis (corn leaf aphid)
Lineage: Eukaryota; Metazoa; Arthropoda; Insecta; Hemiptera; Aphididae
Gene: Tcs3
Product: probable tRNA N6-adenosine threonylcarbamoyltransferase
Exons: 7
Coding region: 191-1198 (335 amino acids)
Biological process (GO): tRNA threonylcarbamoyladenosine modification
Cellular component (GO): cytoplasm; EKC/KEOPS complex
Source: RefSeq, a predicted model, not a curated record